AUGCGUGGCUUGCACGAGGACAAUUUCACCAGCGCCAGCGUGCGUGUCCUCUUGACCGCUACCGCUUCCAUCUUCUUCUCGGCCGCUUGCUUUCUCUCAUUCACAGGCUCCUUCCGAAGGAGAACGUUGGUCGACCACCCUCGCGAGUUUGUGCCACCACCAGCAUACGACAAGUGGCAUUGGCAGGAGGCCGACGGCAGCGUAUGCGCUAACGGAAGCCCGACUGGCUUCGGGUACAGCAUACAUCCUAACGCCACCGAACUUGUGUUCUACAUUGAGGGAGGAGGAGGCUGCUGGGACCAUCAGGGUUGCUUUAUCAAACCCAUCGCGGCGCAUCUCACGGGGUACAACAGCACCGACUUCUUCUCGCGCACCAGGGGCUUCCUCGACGACGCAUUGCUCCUCUCUUCGCGCGAUCCUAAGCGAAAGAACCCAUGGGCCAAAGCCAAUUACAUCUUUGUUCCCUACUGCACCGCCGACUUCCACGCAGGCAACAAUGUCGUGACCUACGAAGGCGCCCCCGCGCCCAUCCAUCACAAGGGCUUGAACAACAUGCAGAACAUGCUCCGAUUUGCGUCCAGUGCUAUGCCGAAUGUCAAGGACGUCUGGAUCAGCGGCACUAGCGCCGGCUGCUACGGUGCUACACUCAACUACAUCCCCACCAAGAAGGCUUUCCCACAGGCACGGGUGCAUCUGAUCGGCGACUCGUGCGAGGCUCCGACCGGCUGGCUAAACACCAAGCCCAGCUGGAAACUAUACCAGCCUUCCCAGUCGGAUUGCCCGCACUGCGUCAAGGACGAUUUCAACUCGUUCCUCCCCGGAUACUCGCUCGGCAAUCCUUCGAGCCGAUUUGCGUCUGUCUCGUUCCAGUCCGACACCGUUCUGACCGGGUACAUGCACACCACGUUUGAUGCUCUUCACAAGAUCAUUGAUGGCUACUUUGCCAACAUCACACACACCCGGACCAACCAGGCCAAGACUUUCACAGUUCCAGGCAAAGAUCACUGCGUCCUUUUCAAAAAGGAUCCUGUUUCGGUAACCAACGUUACCCUCUCUAGCUUUUUGACCACCAUGAGCGAUUUGGAUUCUACUUUCUCUUCGGUCUGA
Molecule: messenger RNA, 1107 nt
Organism: Sporisorium graminicola
Lineage: Eukaryota; Fungi; Basidiomycota; Ustilaginomycetes; Ustilaginales; Ustilaginaceae
Exons: 1
Coding region: 1-1107 (368 amino acids)
Molecular function (GO): hydrolase activity
Source: RefSeq, a predicted model, not a curated record